Messenger RNA from Aspergillus pseudonomiae, 2735 nucleotides. RefSeq lists its product as uncharacterized. NCBI's taxonomy places the organism in Eukaryota, Fungi, Ascomycota, Eurotiomycetes, Eurotiales, Aspergillaceae. The record is from RefSeq and is a predicted model, not a curated record. The coding region runs from base 383 to 2665 and encodes 760 amino acids. The transcript has 8 exons.
GGACACAGUAUUCCAUUAAAUUAAUUUCCUCUCUACACAAACGACGAAUAAAUAGAAGACAACAUCGCCACACGCUAACCCCUUUACAAACCGCUUUGGUCGUUGGUGCCCCAGGUGCAGCUUGUGCACUGCCAUGGAUUGGCUGGGGCACUUACAUCCUUGGUAAAGCUGCGGCUUGAAUUUGAGAAUAUGGAUGACCACUAGUAUACUUGUUCAACUGAAGCAUUUGAAGUCCAUCAUACAUCAAUUUCUUGGCGAGAGGGGCAGUGCUGCAUGUUGGCGGCCUGAGGUCAGCCUUGCAGUCCCGUAUAUAUUUUUUAACUGUGGAGAAUCUCCCACUUUUCAAUCUCUUGACCCACACUACCUAGUCUAAAGCAUCGAAAUGUCGCUUUACAGUCAUAGCUCUCGACCGUCUCACAGCGAUGAAGAACGUAGAGAAGACCCAUGUUCUCUAUGUCGGACUGUACACGGGGUCUUCAGGCUGCGACUCAACCGCACUCAUCCUGCACAGUAUUCCUAUAUUGAUUUCUCUGAUGACAUCUUAAAACAAUUUUUCCAUGAUGACUGUUCCAAGUGCUUGGAUAUUGACAUGGAUUCUCUAUGCCCGCCUUGUAAGCAUAUGAGGCUGGGGCAUCUUCUGCGAUGUGUCCUCCCCGGGUUCAAUCCGGAAGCAGCAAAACCUGGAUAUAAGACGAUCUUGAAAACAGGUGUGGUAGAUUUGAACCUGGGGACCCUCCGCGAAUUACAAAAGCGAUCCACAUCUUGCCAGACCUGCCGAACCUUUGUCUACCAAGCGUCAGUGUUAGCAGAUCGGUUUGAAUCUGCAACAGACGAGGUAAUAACGCUCUCAGUGCAACGGAAGCCUGGGGUGAUCCGAGGUAUCCGGCAUGAAUUCACGAUUCAGCCGUCACUUGGUAGAUCUUUUGUGGAUGCACGUUUUGCAAAAAGUACAACAUUUCUUGCAACUAUCGACCCGGCAUCCGGCAACAAUCUGAUAUCCUUACAACGGCCGCAGCCGAAAGUGAACUGGAGCGCAGUCUCUUCCUGGCUCCAAGAGUGUGACAAUAAUACUGAGCAUGAGAAUCCUUGUCGCCCUGAAGUACGCCAGUUACCAGUUCAGGGAUUCCGUGUCAUUGACGUAGAGAAGAGGCGCGUGGUACUCUCAUCUCAACCCUGUAGAUACGCUACAUUAACAACUACAAAAAACAUCAGACACCUUGAGACGGAAGGAUCUCUGACCAAAGAGAAUUACUUAUCGGCAACAAUCGAUGAUGCAAUCUAUGCUUGCUCCAGAUUACAGAUACCAUUCCUUUGGAGGUCAGACCAAAAAACAGCCCAGCUCAACGCGAUGGGUCAAAUCUAUAGACAGUCCUAUUUAACCCUGAUUGCGAUCGCAGGAAGCGAUACUAACUAUGGUCUUCCGGGCACACAGGGGCAGCAGCGGUGCCCACAGUGGACGGGCCAGACACAGGGUAUUUACCUAGAGUCCAAGUGGAGCAGUCGAGGAUGGACAUUUCAGGAGUCUGGCGUUUUCUACCAAUGCCGACCAAGGACUCAUUUUAAAGACGAGGAUCAUGGAGAUCAAGAACUUGGCUUCUCAAUAGCCCAAAUGCCACUGUCGUCAUACGAGGACUUAUCCGAUAUACUUGACGCCUUCUCGGGGGUUUUGCACUUGAUAUAUGGAGUCGAGCAUCAUUACGGUCUGCCAUUUAGUGAUUUCAGUCGGGCAAUUCUUUGGGUAACCGAAGACGGGAGAUACCCCAUGCGGCCUCCGUGCAUUUCAAAAACGUUUCCGUCAUGGUCAUGGUCCUCUAUUGAUAAUGCUAUAGCACCAGCCUCUGCCCAAUGGGCAAUACCACCAAGAUAUACACAAUCCUUUUUGAAGAUCCUUCCGAACCCAUCUACGCAACAACAUGAGUUGGAUGAUGAUUCCAAAAAGGUUUUUCCUUACAGCCAAGAGCACAUACUGGCUCGACUUGCUGUGUUGAUGGCCUGGAAAGGGGGGUGUUUUCCUGGGACACUCCCAGACUGCCUUAAUGAAGGCACAUGGGAGCAAUAUGAUACCAUCAUCCGCCAGAGAUGGGGAUCACUCGCCGGCAUGACUGACGAAGCAUAUUGCAUGCAAGGGGGGCAUCUUACUGCCCAUGAACAAGAGACAAGAUUUCCAAUUCAAAUGCAACAUGCUUGUACAGAUGGAUGUAUUAUGCUUUUUACCCAGUCAAAGCGUCUUCAGAUCAGAGAAAACAAAGAAUAUGAGCAAGCUAUGAAACUUUUCGAUCAAGACAGCGGUAUAGUCGGGUGGCUCACACACCAUAGUAUCAACUGGGAGCGGCUUCGGAAGAUUCCCUCGUGGAAUUGCGGUGCUGAGUUUGAUGUUCUGGCUCUGUCCAUCUCGUACCAGACGCGCUGGGUCAAUGAGAUCUGGGGAUUCACCGCGGUCAAAGAAUAUGGCCGCGAGGCGUCAAACUGGUAUGACUCGGCGGGAAAAUGUUAUUUUAUCGAGGAAGAUGAUGACAAAGAGUACCCCUGGAUCAGUCUUCCCUGCGUUAAUUUGAUGGUCGUCGAGACAAAAAAUGGGAUCCGCAGGCGCAUUGCGCUAGCAGAGGCUCCUCUCAAAAUCUGGAUCGAGUCGAAACCCGAGUUUCACACAUUUAUUCUUGGUUAGAUAGAUGAUAGGAUACGCUCUACAUAGUCAAAGUGGGGCAGCUGGACAACCUAUACUCCAGCUGAAUCUG